Molecule: messenger RNA, 927 nt
Organism: Acanthosepion pharaonis
Lineage: Eukaryota; Metazoa; Mollusca; Cephalopoda; Sepiida; Sepiidae
Source: the annotation of a GenBank genome assembly
AUGGUCUUUCUCUCGAUUUCUUCUUACUCUCCUUUUUCACCCUUUCUCUUUAAUUCUUUCCCAGCGUCUCUCUUUAUUACUUCUCCUGCCCUUAUCUGUUUCUUUUCACAAUGUUUCUCUUUUUUCUUUUCCUCCACUGUUCUCUCUUCUUUUUUAAUUCCAAUAUCUAUUUCUGUCUCUCUUUUCAAUUUCUUUCUCCUGCCCUCGCCUCUCUUUAUCUCACUGUCUUUUUUUUCUUCAAUUUCUAUCUCAGUCUCUCUUUAUUUGACUUUUUGUUUUAACUUGUCUCUCUCUUUCUAUUUCCCUCUUUCUCGUCUUCCCUAUGUCUCUCUCUCUCUCUCUCUCUCUCUCUCUCUCUCGUCCAAUUAUCAUUAUCUCUUUAUCUCAUUUUCUUUUUCAAUGUCAAUCUCUUUGCUUUUCUCUCAGCUUCUCUCUUCUUUUACUUUCUUUAUUUCUCUUUCUUUUUCAAUGUAUAUCUCUCCUUCUCUUUCUCUUGUUUUCCCUCUCUCUACCUCUUUUUUUCUUUUUCAUUUCUUGAAUUUCAUUCUCUUUAUCUAUCCUCUUCUCUCUUCUUUCUUUUUUUUAUUGAUCUUCCUUUCUUCCUCUUCUUUUCAAUCACUCCCUCACUCUAUGUCUUCUUUUCUUAUACUUAUCACUCUUUCUUUUUUUAUAUUCUCUCUCUUUCUCUCUUUCUCCUCUUCCUAUAUUUAUCUCUCUUUAUUGUUCAAUUAUCUUUCUCUUAACCAUUUUCUCUAUUUCUCUCUCUUUCUUUUUCAAUUUCUCUCUCUCACACAGACUUUCUCUCUCUCUUUUCCUCUCUUUAUCUCUCUUUUUCAAUCUCUCCCUCUCUCUCAUUAUCUUGGAAAUCAUUUACUUCACAAAUUUUUCGACAUUCUUUAUUCAAUUCUUUCUUUCUUUCUAUUGUGA